CUAAAUUGGGUUAUUCUGAAGAGGUUAUGAUCGGUAAGAGGCCAGGAGGUCUCAAACGGGCCAUUAAAACUGAAUACUAGCCCAAUUGGCCAUUAGCAUUUGAACACUGCCGCAAGUGAACCUCACCAGUGCACUGCCGACUGCUUGUAGCUCCUAAUCAUGGCGGAGCAAAGCAGCUGUUGCCUCCAAAGAGGGCAGUACCUUGGAGAAAUCUCUGCCCUUUGCUUUCUACACCUUCCUCCUGACUUCUCUUCUCUUCCUUUUCUUCUAGCUGGAACUGGUUCACAAAUUCUUGUCUACGAUUUAACGACUGGGAAGAUGAUAAAAUCAUUUGAUGUGUUUGACGGAAUUCGAGUGCAUGGAGUUUCUUUGCAGACAUUUAACGAACACUUGUCGGGUUCACAUGUUACUUUAAAUAUCGCAGUCUAUGGUGAGAGGAGAGUUAAAGUUUUCAGCUUGCAAAUUCAGAGGGUCUCUAAUUCUCAAACUGAGCAACAAGCAUGUUUUCAUUUAACUUUAAGUCUCCUGCUCCUGUUACCUAAGUUUAGCCACUGGGUUUUGGACGUUAGCUUUUUGAAGUGGGAUGGUGCUACUUCUUCAAACAAUGGUGAUUGUCUUGCCAUAGGAUGCAGUGACAAUUCUGUACAUAUUUGGGAUAUGUUGAGAUGUUCUCUCCUUUCCAGAGUAAGAUGCUCAGAAAGGUGUUUGUUGUACUCCAUGAGGAUUUGGGGCGAUGAUGUUGGAUCUCUCCGUGUAGCAUCUGGCACUAUCCUUAAUGAGGUUCUUGUUUGGAAAGUGGGUUGUAAGGCUGCUCCUGAUGUUAUUGGAAGCCCUACAGAAGACGUUUUACAUUUGACCAGUCACGAGGGUCGCCAGCUUCCUUGUCAGCAAUAUGAAGCUGUAAAUAUAUGUAAACUAAUUGGACAUGAAGGUUCAAUUUUCCGCCUUGCAUGGUCUGCUGAUGGAUUUAAACUAGUAUCUGUAUCUGAUGAUCGAAGUGCUCGUAUCUGGACGCUCGGUGCUAAUGCUUCCAACCACGUGGUUGACUCUGUCUUAUUUGGUCACAGUGCUAGAAUUUGGGACUGCUAUAUAUUUGACUCUUUAAUCAUAACUGCUGGCGAGGAUUGCACGUGUCGUGUAUGGGGAAUGGAUGGCACACAACUUACAAGAAUCAGGGAGCAUGUGUAAGUGAAAGGAACGUUUCAUCAUGGAAGUGACUUCUUAAUUAUGUUAUUAUACCAAUUAAAUUAUUAUUUCUCAUUUUUGACUUCAUUAGUGUCACUUUAUGUCCUGUGGUGCAAAAUGUCUUGCUUGCAUUGUACACCUUAGAAUAAACUGGCUUAUGAUAUACUCCCUCCGUUUCAAUUUAUGUGAACCUAUUUGACUGGGCACGUAUAACGGUGGCAAGUGGGCCGGUCCCGGGCCUAAGUGGGCCGGUCCAAACGGUCCCGGUCCCGAUUUAAACGGGCCAAACGGCCCCGGUCCUGGUGGUCUUUUUGUAGGAACCGGCUCGGAACCGGGCCCACG
Nicotiana tabacum (common tobacco) is the source of this 1527-nucleotide messenger RNA. NCBI's taxonomy places the organism in Eukaryota, Viridiplantae, Streptophyta, Magnoliopsida, Solanales, Solanaceae. The record is from RefSeq and is a predicted model, not a curated record.